Histoplasma capsulatum G186AR is the source of this 408-nucleotide messenger RNA. RefSeq lists its product as uncharacterized. The coding region runs from base 1 to 408 and encodes 135 amino acids. The transcript has 3 exons. NCBI's taxonomy places the organism in Eukaryota, Fungi, Ascomycota, Eurotiomycetes, Onygenales, Ajellomycetaceae. The record is from RefSeq and is a predicted model, not a curated record.
AUGAAGACCAUUUACUCAUUCACCCGUUUCAGCCUUCUCUAUUUUCUCUGCGCUGCAGCCGAGACAUCUGCCACUUUUAUUCUCAAAACUACGCUUGACGUCGGCGAAGCUUUUGGGCAAUUAGACUACACUCCUUCAGGGAUGAGACCUGUGAAAUGGACACCUUAUAUGGAGUACGCCACACCAGUCAUGCUCGAUAACAGCACACAACUCGAAAUCUUUGACCAGAACACAACAUAUUACUUGAACUGGGAUAACAGCACUGCCUCAACUGGUAUUUAUUUUUCGAAUGCCAGCUUGGGUAGCGGCAUCACUAUGCUUCAAAUGGAUGCUGACGGCUGUUUGCAAUGGCUUCCAGCAACAGGGAACCCAAAUGGCUGGAUGUGCGAGAUAUCAGAAUACAGUUGA